Papaver somniferum (opium poppy) is the source of this 3013-nucleotide messenger RNA. Its product is annotated as auxin response factor 2-like. The record is from RefSeq and is a predicted model, not a curated record. Gene Ontology annotation, cellular component: nucleus. Bases 306 to 2726 code for a protein of 806 amino acids. The transcript is spliced from 14 exons. Gene Ontology annotation, molecular function: DNA binding; protein binding. NCBI's taxonomy places the organism in Eukaryota, Viridiplantae, Streptophyta, Magnoliopsida, Ranunculales, Papaveraceae. Gene Ontology annotation, biological process: regulation of DNA-templated transcription; response to hormone.
GUACUCAGUUUUUAUGACACCAGCAGCAGUAGCCUGCCUGUACCAGACACUCACACACAACUUGGAGGAAGAAAAGAAAAUAAAGAGAAAGAGAAACUAAAGUUACAGAGAAAGAGAAACUCAAGUGAUGAGAGGAGGAAGAAAUCAAAAUUGUUAAAUCAACAACACACAAUUACUUAUUACUGUCAUCACCAUCAUUAUAGUUCACUUAAGAAGAAGAAACAAAUUUCAUCUCAUCAACAUCAAUUAUUUUUCAACAGUUUGAUUAUGAGAAGAGAACAAGAAGAUCUGUGUUAAACCAUAAAAUGGCAUCACCUGAAGUUUCUAGUAAAGGAAAUUAUAAUAAUAUUGGAGUUGAGAGUUUUUCUUCAGCAAAUUGUACUACUGAACCUAAGGAUGUUGUUGUUGUUGGUGGAAUUAUUAGAAAUGGCAGUGCUAGUCUUAUAGAACCUCCAACAAAUGUUUGUAAAAGAAAGUUAGAUUGUGAUGAAGAUGCACUGUACUCAGAGCUAUGGCAUGCUUGUGCCGGUCCGUUAGUUACUGUUCCUCGUGAAGGUGACCUAGUUUUCUAUUUUCCUCAAGGUCAUAUUGAACAGGUUGAAGCGUCGACGAAUCAAGUAGCUGAUCAGCAGAUGCCGGUUUAUGAUCUUCCAACGAAGAUCCUUUGUCGCGUAAUCAAUGUACAACUGAAGGCUGAGGCAGAUACUGAUGAGGUAUUUGCACAAGUGACUUUGUUGCCAGAGGGAAAUCAAGAUGAAAAUUUGAUGGAGAAGGAAACUGUUCCGCAAUCCUCUCCUCGCCCUCUUGUGCAUUCAUUUUGUAAGACUUUGACUGCUUCUGAUACAAGCACACAUGGGGGGUUUUCUGUUUUGAGACGGCAUGCAGAUGAAUGUCUACCUCUACUGGAUAUGAGCCGGCAACCUCCUACUCAAGAAUUGAUUGCUAAGGAUUUGCAUGGAAAUGAAUGGAGGUUUCGCCACAUCUUUAGGGGUCAACCUAGAAGGCAUCUACUCCAAAGUGGCUGGAGUGUCUUUGUUAGCUCCAAAAGGCUUGUUGCUGGGGAUGCAUUUAUAUUUCUAAGAGGUGAAAAUGGGGAACUUCGUGUUGGCGUACGCCGUGCAAUGCGACAACAGAGUAACAUUUCGUCUUCGGUCAUAUCUAGCCACAGCAUGCACCUUGGUGUUCUUGCAACUGCAUGGCAUGCUGUCUCGACAGGAACCAUGUUCACUGUCUAUUACAAACCUAGGACAAGCCCCGAAGAGUUUAUUGUUCCAUAUGGUCAAUAUAUGGAGUCCGUGAAGAACAGCCACUCGAUUGGAAUGAGGUUCAAAAUGAGAUUCGAAGGAGAAGAAGCUCCAGAGCAAAGGUUUACAGGCACUAUAGUUGGAACUGGUGAUGCUGAUCCAAACAGGUGGAAUGGAUCAAAAUGGAGAUGCCUCAAGGUUCGCUGGGAUGAAACUUCUUCCGUUCCUCGUCCUGAACGAGUGUCUCCAUGGAAAGUUGAACCUGCCUUGUCUCCCCCUGCAUUGAAUCCCCUUCCAGUACCCAGGUCAAAGAGACCGCGCACAAACAUGGUGCCCUCAUCUCCCGACUCCUCUGUUCUAACAAGAGAAGAUGAUGGGAAGACAAUUCAGAGAAGAAUACAGUUAGACAUCUCAUCACCUCAAAUGAAAUAUGAAUCACCAUAUACGGAUCUCUUGUCUGGUUUCCUUGGCAGCAAAGAUUCUCAUCAUGGGUUUCAUCCUCGUUUUGUAGACCGAAAUCUGGGCAAUGCUAACCCUUUGAAGAAGCAUUUUCAAGACAAGGAAGGGCAGUUUAACUUGCUCCCCAGCUCACAGCCAAUGAGCUCUUCACUAGACGUGAUGGAAUCCGGCAGGAAAGUGCUUACACAAGAUGGCAAUCUACAAUCUCAGACAGGGAGUGCCAGAUAUACAGGCUUGAGUUGGUUUCCCGAGAUGCGAAGUCCCAGAGUUGAGCAACAACCAGGAAACUGGUUGAUGUCUUUACUGCCACAGUCUGACUCAGAGGAUCCACCACAUUCAACAGAGGUAACACCUAAGGUUGCUGUACUCGAGCAAUAUGAGUCUGUUAGAGCCAAAGGCGACAGCGACUACAAACUUUUUGGUAUUUCACUAUUCAGCAGUCCUGUUGGACUGGAGGCACCAAAAUUGAGUUCAGAUAAGAUGAACGAGGCAGGAGGUCAUAUGCACCCUCUAUUGUUGCACUUACAAGCUUCACAUCCUGACCAACAGUCUGAUCAGCAGGAAAAACUUCCUCGAACCUGUCAGCAGCCUAAAAAUGUGCCGAGCAACCAUAAGGGUGGUACAACAAGGAGCUGCACUAAGGUUCAGAUGCAGGGAAUUGCUCUUGGGAGGUCUGUGGAUCUCACUAAGUUCAAUGGCUACGAUGAACUAAUUGCCGAGUUAGAUCAGAUGUUUGAUUUUAAUGGUGGGUUGAUGGCUACGAACAAAAAUUGGCAAGUGGUAUAUACUGACAAUGAGGGUGAUAUGAUGCUUGUUGGAGAUGAUCCGUGGCAGGAAUUUUGUAGUAUGGUUCGCAAAAUCUGCAUUUAUACUAGAGAUGAGGUUCAGAGGAUGAACUCUGGGACCUCGAGCCCGAGAAUAGAAGAAGAGACCCAAUUGGUUGAAGAGGAAAAAGUUGUUGUUGCUACCGCAAAUGAAACAAAAGAUGUUCAUUCUUCUGCAACUAGUCUCCAAAAUUGCUAGCUCCUUAGCUCAUGUUACUGAAGCACAGAGAUAAUUAUUAGAUAGCAUAGUUGGCCAUUUUGGGUUGGUUUGCUUUGUAAGCCAUUAUUCGCAGUGGUCGAAUCUAUUAUCGAUAAUAAAAAAGAGUAGUCGAAUCUAUUGAAUAUAUAGGACGUAUUACCAGUUUUAAAUAUACUAUGUAUCGGUGAUUAACAUACAGUCGGGCUAGAAGAGUUCUUAAUUAUAUUGUACAUAAAGCAAAUCUCUUUCUUGACUCCUUUACUACAAUUUUGAGUUCUUGUAGCCAA